AUGCCACCAAAACGAAAGCGAACCACCGCCGUCGACUCCGUCAAGCAAGAGGCCAUGGACCCCGUACAGCCGUCCUUGCGCGAUGCGUCUGACGAGGGCGCCGAAGACCCUGUCCUCCAGGCCGUCGCGUCCAAAAAGGAGCGACAAGCUGACGCCAAUGGUUCAACCAAGCGAGUACGUGUAGCAAAGGGGCCCCAUGACGAAGACGGCGACGAGGAGCGUGCCGUCAAGAAGAGCCGCCGCACACCAUCCCCUGUCGAUGACGAGCAUGGCGAGGCCGGCGAGGCAGAGUCGAUGCGCAUGCCACCCCCUCCAAAAGCUGGCCUGGUCGACCCCGUUGGCUACAAGACGAACCCUCCGCCCGUCGGGCGACCCGUCAGAGUGUACGCGGACGGUGUCUUUGACCUUUUCCACAUUGGCCACAUGCGCGCGCUGCAACAGGCAAAGACGGCCUUUCCAAACGUUCACCUGGUCGUUGGCGUUACUGGCAACAAGGAGACACAUAAGCGCAAGGGUCUGACCGUCUUGUCAGCGAGGGAGCGCGCCGAGAGCGUGCGCCAUUGCAAAUGGGUCGACGAGGUCAUUGAGGACUGUCCGUGGAUUGUCACGGCCGAGUUCUUACUAAAGCACAACAUUGACUAUGUGGCACACGAUGACCUUCCAUACGGCGCGGACGAAGGCGACGACAUUUACGGUCCCAUCAAGGAGCGAGGCAUGUUUCUGGUCACCCAAAGAACCGAGGGUCUCAGCACAACGGGCAUCAUCACCAAGAUCGUGCGAGACUACGACCAGUACAUUGACCGCCAACUGAAGCGCGGAACCUCGCGAAAGGAACUCAACGUAUCAUGGCUGAAGAAGAACGAGCUCGAUAUCAAGCGCACCAUGGCAGAGCUGCGCGACAGCAUCAAGGCAAACUGGACCACUACUGGUCAAGAACUCAGCAAAGACUUUCGGCAAUUCUGGCAGUCAAGUCGGCCAGCCAGUCCGGCCAGGACGCCUACCAGGGAGCAAUCGCAAGCCGAAGCCAUGGACCAAUCCGGGGCUGCUCGAUCGCCGUCGGCGCUCUCGCGACUUAGCUACCUCGAUAUUCUUCGUGCGAACAACUCGAGGGAAUCGUCGGAAUUUACUGCCGGUUACAACCUGGGUUUGAUUGGAGGUGUACGGGCAUGGAUGGCACGCAGUCGUCGUAACCUCAACGACAGCCGGCCGCAGAGUCCCAUGGACGACAGUUCUGACGAGCACGAAGGAAAGAGUCUACAAGAAGCGCCGCGUGGCCGCACCGGCAAGCAAACCAAGAGCGAACCCCCCAUGGAGACGGCAGCUUAG
Molecule: messenger RNA, 1326 nt
Organism: Exserohilum turcica Et28A
Lineage: Eukaryota; Fungi; Ascomycota; Dothideomycetes; Pleosporales; Pleosporaceae
Exons: 3
Coding region: 1-1326 (441 amino acids)
Biological process (GO): CDP-choline pathway
Cellular component (GO): nuclear envelope
Molecular function (GO): choline-phosphate cytidylyltransferase activity; phosphatidylcholine binding
Source: RefSeq, a predicted model, not a curated record